Molecule: messenger RNA, 987 nt
Organism: Sparassis crispa
Lineage: Eukaryota; Fungi; Basidiomycota; Agaricomycetes; Polyporales; Sparassidaceae
Exons: 2
Coding region: 1-987 (328 amino acids)
Source: RefSeq, a predicted model, not a curated record
AUGACCUCUCAAAUCAUCUCUGACCAGACGAGCCUCUCUGAGAAGUUGCAGCUCUUACAGGAGCUCAGCUACUCCAUUCUUGACCUACCCUCAAAGGGCGCCAAGGUUCGCAGCAACAGCGAAAUCCGCUAUUCAAGGACAAAAUCCGAGAUUCUUAUCCUCGACGUUAUCGCUAUAUGUCUGACCACUGGAGAACCCGGAGAUGUAGUUGCCGUGGCUUUUGACAGACGGGAACAUCUCAGCCUGGUGUUGGCGAAGAAUGGUCCUCCCACUCUCGAGGACGAGCUCGCCACACGGAACCUCAUUAGUGCCAUUACCGAUCCUGAAGUAGCCUAUGCGACGGACAUCUUUUACACCCCGCUCUCGCGCUGCCGGGUGAACAUGGAGAAGCGGAUGAACAACCUACACCAAUCCAUUUCCCACUUCGGCGUGUACUCCCGCAAAGGGGAGUCGAAAUCCACGACGAAGUCUAUCGAAGAGGAGUUUCCCGGCUCGACCCCAGUUUCGGCGCGAGAACUACAAAGAUAUCGAGCCAUCCUUUCAUACAAUGCUCGACGAUCUUCUAAAAACCUCUUAAAUGCGGCUCAGAAGUGGAGGGUGGAGAAGUUGAAGAGGCGUUUGGCCAAGGUCUGCCAAUAUUACGGUGGCGUCACAAAGCUUAUCAAACGAUACUUUCCUGAUGGACAUAUUCCCUAUCGCUGGGUCAAUGACUACUUCAUUGGCUCGGGAGAGGGUCAAUUCAAGCUUUGCGAUCACUAUCUGGAGGCGGUGCAGCGUGCAUUUGGAUUCCCCUUGUCUCCGCAGACGGUGGAUGCACUCCGGGAGCAAAAGUUUCCUGAUAUACUCAGUAAUUGGGCACUAUCAACACAUACUACACGUACGUUCACGCGGAACUUCGCCUCAUUCUUCACCUUAGCUCGGCAUCAUCUCAUCCUCAAAGAAGCGUUGGACCACCGGAGCGGGAAGCCAUUGGAUUGGAUGGGUUAA